UUCCGGUCUGCGGGGGCCGCUCCGGGCGGGGGCCGCGGGGGAGGCGGGCAGCCGACGGGCCGAAGGCCGGCACUCAUGGCGGAGGGCGGCGGGCGGGCCGGACCUGGGCCCGCAGGUCCGAAUCUGAAGGAGUGGCUGAGGGAGCAGUUUUGUGACCAUCCGCUGGAGCACUGUGAGGACACGAGGCUCCACGAUGCAGCCUACGUGGGGGACCUCCAGACCCUCCGGAGCCUGCUGCAGGAGGAGAGCUACCGGAGCCGCAUCAACGAGAAGUCUGUGUGGUGCUGUGGCUGGCUGCCCUGCACACCACUGCGCAUCGCGGCCACCGCAGGCCACGGGAACUGCGUGGACUUCCUGAUCCGGAAGGGGGCUGAGGUGGACCUGGUGGACGUGAAGGGACAGACGGCCCUGUACGUGGCCGUGGUGAACGGGCACCUGGAGAGCGCCCAGAUCCUUCUGGAAGCCGGCGCCGACCCCAAUGGAAGCCGGCACCACCGCAGCACCCCUGUCUACCACGCCUCCCGGGUGGGCAGGGCAGACAUCCUGAAGGCCCUCAUCAGGUACGGGGCCGACGUCGAUGUCAACCACCACCUGACUCCUGACGUCCAGCCCCCUUUCUCCCGGCGGCUCACCUCCUUGGUGGUCUGCCCCCUGUACAUCAGCGCCGCCUACCACAACCUCCAGUGCUUCAAGCUGCUCCUGCAGGCUGGGGCAAACCCGGACUUCAACUGCAACGGUCCUGUCAAUACGCAGGGCUUCUACAGGGGCUCCCCCGGGUGCGUCAUGGAUGCUGUGCUGCGUCACGGCUGUGAGGCGGCCUUCGUUAGCCUGCUUGUGGAGUUCGGAGCCAACCUGAGCCUGGUGAAGUGGGAAUCCUUGGGCCCAGAGUCGAGAGGCAGAAGGAAGGUGGACCCUGAGGCUCUGCAGGUCUUUAAAGAGGCCAGAAGUGUCCCCAGGACCUUGCUGAAUCUGUGCCGCGUGGCCGUGAGGAGAGCGCUUGGCAAACACCGACUCCAUCUGAUUCCCUCGCUGCCUCUGCCAGACCCCAUCAAAAAGUUUCUACUUUACGAGCAGAAUUCACGAGCAGUGGUUGACUGCGGUGAGGAGGAAGCAAUCUGCAGAGCAGGUCGACACCGAUUCUUGCCCCUGUGACCACGUCCUGUGCUGCUGACUAAAUCCCGCCUGGCUGUUGGUGAAGCGGAAUCAGCCUUGUUCUCAUGGAUGGUAUUCCAUCUCAGGUGCUUGGGGCGUCGGACAGUCCUUAGGUCGGUAUCAGCCGAAAGGCUCGUACAAAACUUAAUUUUGUUCUUCCUCAGUAUCUCUGUUUUGGAAAUUAAUGAAAUGGGCCUUGAAAUGUGAGCAGGUUCGGGCUGAGGUUGGAGGCCUGCUAACAUCCCCAGCAGGGAGAGCUAGCACUUUCCAGAACUGUGCUUCUGCGCUUGCCUCUCAACUUGACAGCUUGAUUAACGCGAAAUGAAAAGGAGUCUUGGUAUAAAAGUACAGAGAUGCAGUUCUUGAACUUACUGGUUUGUUUUCCCUGCUCCUGGGGUAGACGUGUGACAUUUAUCAUACGCACCCCCUUUCCUUGCCGCUUCACUGUUCUCUCCUUGUGGCGGAGGCGUCAUAUUAAUUGUCUUCAUUCAAGGAUGGUUUCCUGGCCACAUGGGUUGGCUUUACUGCCUCAAAGUCAACACCUGCAUUUGUUCACAGCCUCUUUAGGUACCACUCAGAGUUCUGCAGCGCUGCACCUGUUCUGAUACCUACCUGUGCCUAGCAUCACGCCAACAGGUCUCAUGAGUUCUCUGCCAUUUCACUUUGGGGAGCUUCCAGACAGUUGAUUGAUUUUAGGAGGCCAACACUGAAAUAGCCAGUAAUUGACUGCCUACACUCGGACCAAGGACCGUCCAACAGCAUUCACUGCCAGUUCUAAAGGAAGAAGAUGCCUGUGGCGCUGUUUCCUAGUCCCUGCACGUACCGGAAAGUGGAAACUUCAGUCAUCUUCUGGGUGGUUCUAAGCUUUCAGUUGCUUUGUGUUCAGUGGACAAAACAUCUGGUGUUUGGUUGAUUGAUCUUCACUUUUUUGGACCUGAUGUCUUGGUAGUUGCUCCUAGAACCGAAGAAAGGGGAUAGCAGUGAGGUCAGAGGUCUUCCCCUGGCCUGCUGGGGGUGGUGAGAAGUGAGAGGAAUGAGCUGGCUUGUCACCUGACGGACGGCUUGGCUGUGGGCAGGGCUCACUCUCACACCUGGGCUGCGCGGCCAGGUGUGUGGCCAUGUCGGCACAGGUGGGCCAGCGGCUGCCUCUCUAGAGCAUCCAGGUGCUGCUGUUUCCAGGGAAAUCACAUCUGGUAAUUUGAGGCCUCAGGGCCAUUGUGUGGAUCCAUGGUGAUUCUGACCUUUAGAAGUGUUUAGAAACGGGCAGAUUUCAAAUCUGUGUUUGGAUUUUCUGCAAUAAGAGAAAUCUAAUUUGUAACAAUUGAACUAAUGAUAGGGGUUUAUUUAAUUAUUAGUGUCAUUAUGUGUCUUCACUGACCAGACAGGCAGUGUCUGGUCAUUGUCUUCUGUGGCUUGAGGAUGGAAUUCUGAACCCCACCUCCUGUGUCACGGAUGGACGUGUGUUGGAAAGCCAGGCUGGCCCGUAUAUGCACGUAUGAGGUCUGAGGGGAGAACAGUCAUCGAUGAUUUGGGGGGGACGACGUAGCCGCUGGAGGCUUCACCUCAUUACAAGCGGUGGCUGAGGCGUAAGUGUUGGAUGGCUUCUGAGGCCCGAGACCGGGCUGUGUGCUGCCCCUCAGGACGGGGAGCCUGCUUGGCUGGUCGCGUUCAGAGCUGGGAGUCAGGAGAGGCUUCCUGAGAAGAGAGGAGAGGAGCUGCGGUGGGUGGCCGAUGUGGUCCUUUGCAGCCGGAGCCAAGCGCUGCCGGGCUUCAGCCCAGGCCGGGGAUCAGCUGUGUUCCUGUGGCCCUUGUGGUGGGACCACACCACAGCUGGGCUGCGGCUGGGCCAGGAGCUGUGGGGAGCUGGGGCUCUGCCUGCGUUUAGGGAAGGGUUGUAAGGAAGCUCGAGCCACCCAGCGGUGGACUGGGCCACUGGAGGGGGCUUCGUGUCGCUGGGGGUGUGUCAGCACUGGCUUGUCGCCUCCUGGGUCGGGCUGAGAGAGGAGUAUCAGGAGUGGUUCGCUCCCCUGACUUUUAAGCUCUUGCAGCUGCCCUUUGGCUCGGGUUCCCUGCGGCUGAGCCAUGCUGCAGGCUCGCAGGCCACUCUGGGUUUGCCCUGCUGGGUGUUUUCUACAGGGGUCUGUUAGGGACAGAGCCUCCCCAGCCCGGCCCUGGGUAGGAGGGUGGCUCUGUUCUCAGACCUUCUGGAAAGCAGCAUCUGGGAAUGCUGCCAGUGCGGGGGUCCCAGCCAUGCCGGUGCGACCUUGGGGCUGCACUAGCGGAGUGGGCGUCAGCCUCCUUUGCAGGUGAAGUGAGUGCAGGGUUUGUUUCUGGGGGAUGGAACCGUUUUUCUGGGGUCUCUCUGGAAGGAGUGGACUGAGUCGCCGCUCAUUGUUGGGCCUGGCCCAGAGCUGGCCGGGGAGGCAGUGGGACUGGGGAGAGGUUGAGCUGGGAGUGAGGCCCCCGAGCGUGGUGUGCUCAGGGCCGGUCCACAGGGGCCAGGGCCUCAGCUCUUCCUUUGCAGAGACAGGUUGGCUUUCUCUUUGUGCAGCCACCCUUUAGAGCUUUUUUCACAAUCCCAGCAAAUUUGAGGUUCAGGCUCUAGUUUGACAUUCACAGCUGCCAAACCUGAAUCUGCACAUAACGUAGAUAGCUACUUAAGGCCAUUCCUGCUUGUUUUGAGUGACGCUUUGCUAAAGCUCCCUUUUUCUUUUGUUGGCAAGGAUAGGAUACAGAAUAGGCAAGAGUAACUCUCUCCAUCAGAGCGUUUUAUAAAAUCAUGUUUCUAAGCCCUGGGGCACCAGUCCCACAUAGCCAGGAAACGUGGUGGUACUUGAUGAAGCUGCAGCCCCAGAGCCCUCCGCAGGGAGGGGCAUGAUGGACCCGAGGUCCCCCCAGCCUGGUCCCGGGAGUGUCCUGCUGUUGCCCCUGCUGGGGCGUCUGCCAGCCGCUGAACAGAAUCCUGUGCCUGGGCCUUGGCUGCAGCGGACAGGCGGGGGGUGGGGGGGGGCGGGGUGUGGUGGAGGCAGCACUGACACCUCUGAGAACCUCUGAGAAUUCAGCUGUGGCAUCCUGGGUGGCGUUUCUGCAUGUAUUUCCAGAACCCAUCAGUGUCAUACAUAUCUGUGCCUUUUCAUAUUACUUACGCUAUUUAUGUAUUUAUUUACUUAUUUAUGCCCUACCUUGUUCCAGAAAAGGGUUUAAGGCAGUGAUGCUUAGUUUUUGAUGUUCUCUUUUGACAUUUGAUAAGUUGUAGUCAACAUGCACUUGUUGUUAAACAGGUAGUUUUAAAAAAAGAAAGGACAAUUAGCAGUUUCCUGAUGUUGAAUAUGUUUCUGUUAUCAGGCCUGAGGGCCAUCAUUUUAAUUUUUUCCUCUUGCUUCCAUGAAUUGAUUCUUCAAAUAAAAGGUUCACGCAUAAAUAGAAAGAGAGGAACAUGCAGCCAAGGUCAGGCUGAGCAAAGGAAAAUCUGCCCUAGAGAGAAGCGCUCUCCUGUGCUUGCUGCCUCCUGCCUGGCCUUGAGCAGGUCGUGUUCCCAGGGAGGCUGCUCUCUUACACGGGCCGGGUCUGGCCGCGCCUUUCCCACGGAGCUUUUGGCAGGACACGUGAGAGAAUGUACGUGAAAGCACUUUGCACUUAAGCCAUCCCUGCGACAUGUACACUGCUGUCCUGGUGAGCGUGGCCCCUCUUCUCAGUGGACCGGUCUUCGAGGCGAUGAUGGUGCUGGGACAGCCUGUGAUCUUGGUGGUCGGCUGGGCUUGUGCCCCAGGGGGCAGCAAGAGUCACGGCGCCCACGGCAUAGGCCUCCUGUGCAGGUCGGAGGUACAAGGACACAUGUUAAAUAAUAUAGGAAGUCAAGUUCAUUCAAUUUAAAGGGUUGUCUUUUAUUCUGAGAUUACGUCCUUCCUAAUUUGGGUGACAAAAUGUCCUCUUACGUAAUGAAGGUGAUACUAGAGGGCAAUAUUUUUAUUUUAAAAUGCUCCUGGUUGCAGAAUAAAAUGUCGGCUGCCCUUUUGUCGAAGCACAGAAUUUCUUUUUGAGUUUGCCUGUCUCUGAAAUCCAGCGUCGGGGACCCGCAGUCUCGCUACAGUGUACGUUUACGUGCCGAGGAAUUUCUCUUGGAGUCUUGAAACGGCCUGUACGUGGUUGAAGGAGAGCCCAGCGUCUGCUCUGCCUAGUAGUCCAAGAACAAGCUCUGAGGUCACUGUGUGAGCUGUUAGGAAGUGCGUGCUUGUGUCCUGCCCACGGCAGAGCAACGUCCCUGGGGUGAUGGGCCUCUGGCCACCCGAAUCCCCUGAGGGACACUCCCGGGAGGUUCACGUGGCCUCGUCAGCGAGGCUGCCCCUGACCUCAGGCCUGCGCACCUGAGGCACCCCCGAGCGAUGGCGCCGGUGCUGGUGGUGGGCCUUCUGCUUGUGCCCCUCUCAGCCGCCUGCCACUCAGCGGCCGGUCCCGAGUGGUCUGGAUUCCCCGCCAGCGUGGCUCUCCCUCCUGGAAGUGCCUCAUUUGGCCACAUGACCUCUCUCUCCCUCGCUCGCUUAUGCCUCACUUCCCUCCUCAUCCCCCGCCCCCAACCUGACUCUCUUGAUGUGGAAUAAAAUAACUGAUGUGCACACAUGAGUGGUUAGUGGGAUCACGUCCUAGGAGAAUUCCACGGGGGGGACGUGCAGAGUUUGAAGUGCAGUGAUGUGUGGAAUAUAUGCUAUAAAUUCUAGGAAGACAGUCCGAUGGAGAAGUGAGGCGUGGGGAAGGGUGACUUCUGUUGCCUUAACUUGUAAUUGCUCAGUGUCUGGAAUGCAUGGGGAGCUUUUCUUUUUAAAGUUGCUUGGAUUUCAGAUCUCUCCCAAGUGAUGUAUGCGUGUGCAUACGUGCAGUUUAGUGUGGUAUUUGUGAGCACGGCUCUCCUGUGUGUAUAACAUCAGUUUGCUGCUGUGAUUGAGCCGGCAGUGCCCCCGCUCCGCCCUGCGGUGUUUGCACAGCUCCCGCUGCUUCUGUUUGGUGUCGAGCACGUGAGGUGUGACACGCACUGGGGCCCGUGUGCCUGCACACGGGGAAUGCUGACCAUCAGCCCUCAGUUUCUCCUUCCUCCUUUGGUAAUGACUGUGUGCUUGCCCGCAGCAGCUGGGACCAUGAAUAUUCUUUGCACUUGUGCCUGGUUAAGAGCUUUCAGAAAUACAAUGGACAUCUUUGAUACGUUAUUGUAACUUUAGUAAAUGCUUUAGUCCCCUUUAAUUCCCCCCAGAUGCCUUAAUUUUGUGGACUGUUUAUCUCAUUGGAUAGAAGAACUGACCAUGUGAAACCUUUGUACAUGAACUUCAGGUAGAAGCAGCUGGCUCUCUGGAGAGUUUCUAAUGAUUUGCAGAGAAGGGCUUAUGUAACACAGGAGUUUUAAACUGCGCUGGGGGACCCCGGCGCUCUAGGGAGGCACCCAAAAUGCUGCACAGGCUUAAACUGAUGGGUGAGCCUGCUUUACGUGGUGGGGUUUCUAGUUUGCAGAGAGUGCGCCCCUAAAAGUGUCCGUAACGCGUGGCUUUCAGUCAGGUGACACCGUCCCUACAGUGCUCUGUCGGGCGGGGAGGUGGUGGAGACUGCGGGCCCCUGUUCUUUGUGACUUAGUUUGAAAGUGGGAGGGUGAGGUGUGAAGCUUUGGGAAUGAAUGAACUAAA
This is a messenger RNA of Eubalaena glacialis (North Atlantic right whale), 6818 nucleotides long. It is a transcript of the gene ASB1, whose product is annotated as ankyrin repeat and SOCS box containing 1. Gene Ontology annotation, biological process: intracellular signal transduction; protein ubiquitination. The record is from RefSeq and is a predicted model, not a curated record. Gene Ontology annotation, cellular component: ubiquitin ligase complex. Bases 76 to 1152 code for a protein of 358 amino acids. The transcript is spliced from 5 exons. NCBI's taxonomy places the organism in Eukaryota, Metazoa, Chordata, Mammalia, Artiodactyla, Balaenidae. Gene Ontology annotation, molecular function: protein binding.